AUGUUUCGCUUCUACAAGUUGUACUCGUUGUACAUGAACAACAUGGUCAGUGGGGUAACUUGGCCGCGGGAGUGGUGCCUGUGCGAGAAACUGCCGCGGGCGGUGCUCCACAUUCCGGUGAACCGUCAUCUGCUCUGCCAGGUGUGCGGAUUGGCCAGGCGCCCCGAGGCUGGACUCGGUUCCGCCAGCGAUGAGGACGCAGAUCAGGGCGCCGAGCACCAGACGAAUAUCCAUGAGCAACGCCACGUGGAGGAGCCCAGAAAAGGCCAAGUGACUCGGGUAAAGGUAGCCAUUAGGGGAAAGAAGCCGAAAGCCAAGCAUAGCUGCCGGACGAACUGCCUCAAGUGUGGUGGCUUAGCCAGAGCAGAAGCUGGCCACGAAACUAUUGAAGCGCCCAAAGUGGUAAGGAGCAAGUUGUGCCCGGGGCUUCAUGGCUUGUACUCGAAACCGAAGGGUAUGCCCCGUCGACAGCAGGUGCCCCAAGCACCGCCACCUUCGACGCCAUCGUCAUCUCCAACGCCUUCAUCACCGCCAUCGCCCCCAGCACCACCACGACCUCCUCGCCUAGCAUCGGAGUCACCACGUUCGGAAAUGCCAAGCCUGGUGGCCAUGGCCCACACCGUUUUCAAUCCGAAAAACAACCUACUACACAACUACAGCAAUCUAUUUGUCAGCAACUUUAUACCGUUGCAGAGUCCCAUUACAGACACCUUUGGAGGAGCUAUCUCCAAGAGGAGCAGGAACAGCACUCGUCCUCCGCGCAGCCACAGGAGUCGCCCCUUGCCACCUCUUUCCAAAGUACUAACCAACAUCUUGAGCAGCCAAAACUCGACGGAAGGCAGAGAGCUGGGUGGUGGAUUGAGCAGCUCCACGGACCCCAAGGACUCCAAGGCUACCGAUUACAAGCUGGCCAGCCAGUUCUGCCCAUUCGAGCAGUAUGAAGGUCCCUCGGAAGAUGCUCUUGUUGGGAAUAGCGCUCGUUAUAUACUCCAUCGCCCGAAAUCGCUGCACAUCGAACCACGCCAGGACUUGCCCAACAAUCGCAUUGAAUCCUUGAACUUCAAGUGGAGCUCAGCCUCUUCAGCCAAGGACGUCCCGAAUCCGAUGGCUGACAAUCUAUCAGGAAUCCUAUUCAUGACGCAUUCAGUUCGUAAAACGAGCCCACUGAACAGCUUGCCCUCCGACCCAGCAGUUCUUGAGCAGGCCACUCCAGAAUAUAAGCCGGAAGAGUCUGAAAAGCCCGAGAGAUCCUCUAUUUUAGCCUUCAUCAUGGACGAAGUUUUCUGCUCACAUGGAAACGGCGAGGGCGACAAAAUCCCUGAAUUGGAGGAAAUUAAUAAGACGAUCAGCGACAUGUUCAUCGAGGACUCCGAAACUGUAUCUUUGAAAAGUGAUGUAUCAAAUGAGCAAACUGUAUUUUCUUCAAAUAAAACAAACCACUACGAAGAUUAUUCCCAACCCGUUUCAAGCACACUAAGCAGUUCUAUCUGGGCACGAUGUGAUAAAAAAGAUGACAGUGCCAAAUCCAAACCGUCAUUAUAUAAGUGUGCCCGCUGCGGGCAGCAUAAACAGCGUGAGGAUAUGGUUACUAAAAUUAAAACAGAGUAUAGUAGAAUUCCUAGAAAUCCCGAUGCUUCCAUUAACACAGAUACUAAUGAAAUCAGGCUGCAUAAAAAAACAGGAAUCGCAACAAAGCAAAGACUCAAUAGCGUAAGAUCACUUUCUCUAGUACAAGAAUUUAUAAAAGUGAAAGACGAAAAGGAGAAAUCGCCAAAAAUGGCAGACCAAGGAUUAAUCCCAGAGAUUUACAGGGAAAAUCCACGUAUUCCAAGGCCAAGAGCUCCGGAAGAAAUCCCGAAUGGGAGCAUUAUACAAGAGCAACCUCUAAAUACAAAGAUUCAAAGAAAAGGACAACGAAUUUGUCAUCAGAAUUUUAAAAUGCAUAGAACUUUGAAGUAUAGAAAAUUACAAGAAAAAGAAUAUAAAAUGGACACUAUACCAAAUCAAACGCCAUUGAGUGUUAACCCUAGUCCACCCAUAAUCAAUGAUCAACCAAGCAAAACUCUUUCCAAGAUAAUCCCACCUCAAGUACCGGCUAAUAACAUUCGAUUAUGUAGACAUAAGGAACCAUCGACCAACAUCGGAGUGAUACAAACCUUCGAUACCGUAUCGCAUCAGUGUCAAGAGAUCCCCAAAAUACAGGUGGCUACCUUCGUAAGGGAGUUGGUGGAUAUCGGUCAAACCAUGCACUGCUAUAUUAAGGAAGAUAUUCCUCCGGACUAUCCUCCGUCUCUCUUUGAGUUCCGUUUGCCUGACAUUAGUGCCACCGAACUGCUAUCUUAUCGAAAUCUUGGUGAAAGUUCGGAUGAUAAGAGCGGAAGCGGUACUCCUAUACCCCACACAGCAAGUCCAAAGAAACUACCAUCUGAGGGAAUCCAAAAGCCUAAAAUCCACAAAAAUACGAGUCUACCUGUUAGUCCAGACCAUCCACUAAAAUAUGAAAGUCGCGCGAUUCAGUACGAAGAACUUGAAUUAUCGUUCACCACUCGGCAAACAGAUAGUUUUAGCCAAUCUAAUGACAAAGCGCUUGAAUAUGAAACCCAAAUGGUGCAUAAGAAGAAGAUACAUACCAGCACCUACUAUGCUCCCCAUAUUUCCGAGGCAGAUAUUAUUUGUGGCAUGAGGGCAGAGGAGGAUAGAAUGACUCAGCCAAUAAAAUUAAUAGAUGCCAAUUUAAGUUACUUGGGUGACAGCAAUAUGAGCCACUCGAAAUGGCACACAUCACAUGAUUUAGAAAGUUUAGCGAAAGAAAAAUUCCCAUUAAAAGAAUCCAAUCCAAAGACUGAAACGUUUCCGAGGUCAAAAGAAAAUAAAGAAAAUUCGAAAGAGCCAUUGUACCAGGAGAAACUUUUAGCGGUACAAAAAUACAAUUCCUCGAAAUUGAGCAAUGAGAUAAGAAAACAAAUAGACAAAUCCCUGCAACUGAAGAUCAAGAAAAUAAUGAAUAAACCGAUAAAGUUGCUAAGAUCAACUGAUUCAGAUUCAGUUGAAAAAUUUGUGGAGCCAUUUACAAAUAAAUUAGGUGUUUUCGAACAAUUGAAUCAAAGCUCUUCACAAGAAAACCUAAUACUGAGGCCAGGAAAGAAUAUAGACUCUUAUUUAAGGAAAGAAUCCGAAUUAGAAGAAACAGCUUCUUCAAGUUCCUCCCAGGAAAUAAAUUCAAGUAAAAAGCCACUACGUCUAUUAGCCAAUCCGUACUCCCCCAGAGACUCUGAAUUAAAGGGCGUAACAUUGGAAUCUAAGAUAGAAACUGAUUCUAAUGCAGCAUCGGGACCCAGAAUAAACUGUGGAACCACCGAGUAUAAAGGAUUGCCCCCUCUGAACUGGCAAGUAGUCUCAAUGGGCUCAGCUAAUCCAAAUAAUACUGUGAAGGAUGCUUCGGAAUCCAGCCUGGAAGAAGAGUAUUACUGUCCCAUUUACAUGUGCAGAUGCCUUAUAAAGUCGAACACAUUUGCUUCCCAUUUUAAGCGAGAUCAUAGAGGUAGGAAAAACGAAAGUGCUCUGUCGCAGGAAUAUUGCCAUAAAGUAGUGGAAGGCUUACCAAGGCAGUUCUCCUUCGAUGGCGAUUUCCUCACCAAAGGAAACACUUUCGUGGCACUACUCUUUUACAACAGUUUAACGAAGGAAAGAUCAAUUCCACUGCGGAAUCAUCCCCUGGCCUUACUAGCUGCUCCACAAAUGAUGAAGGAUGAUCCAUUAGCCGGCGUGCUCUUCUGGCUGGUCGGUUGUAACUCCUGUGCAAAACUUCUCGCCAAGCUCACAGUCUACGAUCCAGUAGAUCGAAUUGGACGGAGUAGGAUUAUAAGGCCACGUGUUUUGUCCCAGAACCAAGACCCACGAGAAUUCGCCAACAAUUGUAAAGACUAUUUGCUUAUAGCAGUUCCACAUAACGAAAGGACGUUUCAGAUAAGUGUGGUCAUAGAUGAAAGUCAAACGUAA
Molecule: messenger RNA, 3999 nt
Organism: Drosophila erecta
Lineage: Eukaryota; Metazoa; Arthropoda; Insecta; Diptera; Drosophilidae
Exons: 4
Coding region: 1-3999 (1332 amino acids)
Source: RefSeq, a predicted model, not a curated record